AUGGUUGUUGACGGAAUUUUCCUUAAAGCAGCAUAUAAGGGUACCAUAUUGACUGCUUGCACACAGGAUGAAGCUGGAAAAAUCCUUCCACUUGCAUAUGCAAUUGUAGAUUCAGAGAAUAACAAAUCUUGGGAGUGGUUCUUCGUCCAGAUAAAGGGUACUUUUGGUGUUACGGAAGGGAUGUGUAUAGUUUCAGAUAGAAACGAAAGCAUCUUCAAUGCCACAAAAGCUAAUGUCAAGCGCAUAUUCCGGAAAUAUCACAAACAAUUGAAGGAUAUCUUCUUUGCUUUGGCUAGAGCUUACACGAUAGAGAAGUUUGACUACCAUAUGACAGAGAUGUGCAAAAUUGAUCCGAGGGUGCAACCUUACUUGUUCGAAAUUGGCUACAAAAGGUGGUCUAGGGCAUACUCCAACGUGAAAAGGUCGAUGGUAAUGGCUUCCAAUAUUGCAGAGUCAAUUAAUGCAGCAAACAAAGAUGCUAGAGAGUUACCAGUAAUGCGAUUGCUGGAGUACAUGACAAAUUUUCUACAACAGUGGAACAACAAAAACAGAAAAAGUGCAAUGGAGACAUCUACAGAGCUUGGCGAAAAGAUGUAUAACUCUGUGAGGCCUACUACGGAGCAGCUAUAUACUGUGCUUGAAGGGGUUAGGCGAAACAUAGUGUGCCUUGAAGAGGGAACAUGCAGUUGCGGAAAAUUUCAAAUGGAUGAACUUCCAUGUCCGCAUGCUUGGGCGGUUUUGAAGAACCAGCAGCUAAAGCCUGGCCAGUAUUACUCUUUUUACUACAAGAAGGAUAACCUCCUUUGA
Molecule: messenger RNA, 807 nt
Organism: Nicotiana attenuata
Lineage: Eukaryota; Viridiplantae; Streptophyta; Magnoliopsida; Solanales; Solanaceae
Exons: 5
Coding region: 1-807 (268 amino acids)
Molecular function (GO): zinc ion binding
Source: RefSeq, a predicted model, not a curated record